Mangifera indica (mango) is the source of this 795-nucleotide messenger RNA. Its product is annotated as probable WRKY transcription factor 75. The coding region runs from base 80 to 604 and encodes 174 amino acids. Lineage: Eukaryota; Viridiplantae; Streptophyta; Magnoliopsida; Sapindales; Anacardiaceae. The transcript is spliced from 2 exons. The record is from RefSeq and is a predicted model, not a curated record. Gene Ontology annotation, molecular function: sequence-specific DNA binding; DNA-binding transcription factor activity. Gene Ontology annotation, biological process: regulation of DNA-templated transcription.
AGAAUCACAAAAUCAACAUUCAGUCUCUCCUUCCUUAUAUUUUGGUUCCAAUCUCUCUGUCUUUUUCUCUUUCUUUGACAUGGAGAACUUUCAACCCUAUUUUCCCUGUUCAUCUUCAGCAUCAUCGUGUUCAUUAGCCAUGGUGAGUCCUCAAACUAAUUUUAGCGAUUUUCAAGGCAACAAGCCCAGUGGGUUCUUCGGAUUAAUGCCAGAGAUGGAAGUUCCUGCAGCUGGUUUAAAUGUUACCAGCAAAAGUGUUGUAGGGUCUGAAAGUGAAGAAAAUUUAGGAAAGAAAAAGGGGUCAGAGAAGAAGAUAAGGAAGCCUAGAUACGCUUUUCAAACAAGAAGCCAGGUUGAUAUUCUUGAUGAUGGGUAUAGAUGGAGAAAAUAUGGCCAAAAGGCUGUGAAGAACAACAAAUUUCCAAGAAGUUAUUAUCGAUGUACACAUCAAGGGUGCAAUGUGAAGAAGCAAGUUCAACGAUUAACCAAAGACGAAGGAGUGGUGGUGACAACUUACGAAGGAAUGCAUUCACAUCCGAUAGAAAAGUCUACUGAUAACUUCGAGCAUAUCUUGGGCCAGAUGCAAAUUUACACUUCUCUUUAAGUCUUCAAAAACCAACAGCUAAAAGCUAGAAUUAUACUCUUCGUCAAAUACACUUUUUCUAUUGUAAAUUUUGAUUAAUUAGAAUUUUCAGAUUCCCUUUGUUUUUAUUUUGAAUAUAAAUCUACCAUCAAAGUACAGCUUUGAAAGGCUGGUUGGAGGAAGUAGUAUAUAUGAAGCGUAGACUUUAUUAA